Molecule: messenger RNA, 3428 nt
Organism: Branchiostoma floridae (Florida lancelet)
Lineage: Eukaryota; Metazoa; Chordata; Leptocardii; Amphioxiformes; Branchiostomatidae
Exons: 11
Coding region: 192-1232 (346 amino acids)
Source: RefSeq, a predicted model, not a curated record
GUCACGCCCCGCCUCUUUCAUUCACUUCCGCCUUACGAGAACUGUCUGAAGCAGUGCUUCAUUCUUGGAAAAAUCUAAGACUUCCACCGAGUUCCUAAGACAUCCUGAGUAUGAAACCUUGAGGGAGGUGUUGUUGAGAGUGUGAGGGAGGGUGUUUGGGAAUAGAACCCGUGUUCUCUGGUACAGCAGCGAUGUUUUGGUGGUCUCUGGCGGCGCUGGUCGUCGUGGGUUCGAGUUUCGGACGGACUCAGACUACUACAGAAAAUCCACAGGAUAGUUUCCAAUACCUUGAACAGAUGGAAUUCCCCACAAUAACAGCUGUUGACCCAGACGGAGAUGCAAGCUCCCUCCUCACAGUAAAGGCCUGUGCUCAAAAAUGUUUGGAUCUUGAUAACAGUUGCCGUGCAUUUGGAACAAAUCAUGGCACGUUCCGCAGUUGUUAUUUCUAUAAUGAACUGGAAGCACCAGCAAAUCGUAGUAUCAAAGACUUGUACAUCAAGAUAGGCCCUACCACCGAGCAGCCUGCACUACUCACUCAGACUACAGGUGGCGCUACUCAGCAGAAACAGACAUCACGGCCAGUAACAGCUACUACAUCUACAGAACAGACCACAAGUUCCCCAUAUGCCACGUCAAAAAGACAGACAGCUACAAGUUCUACAUAUGUAACAGCCACAUCUACAGGACAGACCAACAGUUCUAUGUAUGCUCCCCCUGGUGGCUCCAGCGGUGAUAACACGGGCGCGAUUGCGGGCGGGGUGAUCGCAGUGCUCCUGCUGGUUCUGCUCAUCGUGCUGGCCGUCCCACUGUGGCGGCGCUACAAGAAACGCAAACGAGGGGAAGCGUUUUAUGACCGAAUGCAGCAGAACGUUCGCAUGGAUGGGAUUCCUGUAGAUGCAGGCACAGCUGUUAGGUUUUCCGCUGCCGGAAACCGUUCCAACGGAAAGACAGAACAAGAGAUUCUCCUGGAGCAGGGCCCGGCAGACGGGGGGACAGUCGAGUACGCAACCGUCAACAAAAACAGGAAGAAGGCAGAACCAGACAGGCAGGAGCUGAAGAGUGCUGAGGGUGCAGCUGAGGGCGCUGACCUAGAGGACGAUGACCCCAGCGGGUAUGACACCCUCCAGAGGACCAGGGACCCAUACCUGUAUCCCAUGACCAUCGCUGACUUUGACCAAUCAGAGGACCCGGAGCCUGAUCAGAGUGACUUUGCUUACAGAGAUUGGCAAUGACCUUUGAACUUUGACCCUGCAUUACCCUGCUGAGCCUACCAGGGUCAAAGGUCACCGGAGGUCACCUACGCACAGCUUGACCUGGAGGACAAAGGUGGGAACCGGCCUGUGAUUGGUGGAGAGAGUGAGGAGGACAAGACGGUCUACUCCCAGCUCCGACACAGUCGCAUGAAGUAUGACAACCUGCGGCGCUGACCUGCGAGUACACUUUGACCUUUAACCUGGCUUUGGUUCACCCUUGACCUUUUAACCUAUAAUCUGCUGCACAGUGAAUGUUUUUUAUCAAGAUUUUAUGCUGUUUUACACUUUUGUUUAACCCUUAACCUUUAUGAUAUACAUGACCACUUUGACCCUACUGACCUCUAACCUUUGACAUUUACCUAUGAACCCAACAGUGUACUACUGGUACUCGUGGUAGUGUUGUUUUUUUAUUGGAUUACUGUCUUUUCUACUUGUUCCUUCAGUUUACAAAAAAGUAUCUAACUUGGGAAAAAUGUAUAGAAUGUAUCUUGUUCGCUGCAAUAUUUCUUGUAUCAUAAUUCACUGUAACAACAAUGAAGACAAUUGCCUUUGUUGAAGCCACUUGUUUGAAUGUAACCAAGGAGCUUUUAUCAUAAAAGCUCCUUGAUGUAACAUAUUAGACUUACAAAGAAUUCUAAACAGGAAGACAGAAAUUGCAUGUUUUUAAGUCAUCUGUAUAGAAAUGUUGAGGCAAUACUCACUAAUCACUGAUAAUCAAUAGAUCGAUUAACUAAUGUUGCAGGAAAGUUCAAUCAGUGUGGAACAGUAUAUUUUAUGGAUCAAUUAUUGGAAAAUCAUGAUCAAUGCAAUCAAUAUUUAAUAGGAUGAUGAUGGGACCAAUGGAAAACUUGACAAUCCUCUUGAAAGACAUUAUUUUGGAAUAUAGACUUUAUAGCACUAAUAUGAAUGAAAUAUGAUUAUCUAGGCAUGAAUUGUGACCUUAAUACGUGUAUAUCAUAGUCAAUGCAAAUUUUGGUACCAAAUAUCCUAGAAAUCUAAGAAUUUGAGAAGAGAUUAUAGAAACAGAAUUGUAUGAAUACACAUUCCUGACUAGUGACCAAAUGUAUUUUCCUGUUAAGUUUCAUAGCUGAACAUCUGCCUUAAGCAUGUGAAAACGUUGCUGCAUCAUCAGCUAAAGCUUGUUAUGGAAACACAUAAAGCAUAGCUCUAUACUAUUGGUGUAAAAAACAAAGAAAAAAGAAGAGAAUAUUUUGUAAAACAUUCCACUGACAAUCAAGAGCUGUGCAAUCACCUAAAAAUCAAUUUUAUAAAUCAAGGAACAUAUGAUGCUGAUCACUGCAGUUUGCAAAGAUAUGAAAUAUGGAAACCUAUUGAAUUAUGAUAGACUAUAUAAUUAUGCAAUUUUGUAUACCCAAACAUUCCUUAUGAUGAAAAAAAAUGACACCCAAUACCUGAUAUGUAACAUUUGACUCCAAUAUGACCAAUCAAGGUACUUAGUGAACAUGGUCAAUAUAAGGGACUCUAUAUUAUUAGAUGCUUACUUGUACAGGUUUGAAUAACAGCUGAAUGAAAUUGUAUCUAUCGACAGUGCCUUUAGCAAAACUAGGCAAGUAGAAAGCACAUAUUCUACAGUCACAGUAUUCCAGAAGUGGCUUAAACCAAUUUUCCCAAAGAUAUAGGCCUGAUGUCAUCUGUGUCUGAUAAUUCCAAAACAAUAUGUUUUAAAAAUUCAGCAGGAACAAUGAUGCUGAAAUAAUUUUAGUAAAGAAAAGUGCGAUCAGGAGGAGAUUCUUUACUAGAUAUUAAAAUUUUAAGAGGAAAAUUGAUUAAUUUUUUUAUGAAGAUCUAAUGGCUAUGAUUUUAUCUAUAAACAGAAUUGAUAGGCAUAUUGGUUGUUUAAACAGAUUGAUUUUACGAUUCAUAACCUUUUUUUGUAGCCAAGUAGUAUUUUUGUAUCCAUAUUAUAAGUGUAACAUUACAUGCAUUUAGUUUUUUCACUCUAUACGAACAUUAUAGCUAACAUGAAAUGAAUUACCCAGAUGGAAAGAGAGGAAACUGUUGGGGGCUUAAAGUGCAAUCAGUUUGUAUUUUAUGAAAUUAACAAAAGUUCCAUGUGUACAUGUAUGUGUAUAUUGCUCUAUAAGAUUAAUUGUGUAGUAAACAGGAAUUCUGUAUACUGUAACUAGUAAUUUUAUGCUCAAUAAACAGCUGUCU